UGGUGCAAUAAUUGUGAGAUCCAUAGUAUCACACUUAAAAGAUACGAAAAACUUGUGCAACAAAAAAUACAACAACUCGCCGAUAUUGAAGAAGAAGAUAUAUUAGUUCAAGAAAAGAUUCGCCUAACACAACAAGAUAUUCGGAACAUUCGAACAUACGAAACUCAAAACCGAAGUGAAACGGAAGAUUUUAUGAAACAUGUUUCUCAAAAUGAUGACAUUAUCUCUGUGGACGACAAUAAUGAUAUUGAUGAACUAUUGCGGGGUACAUCAAAAGCACUUCAAGUUCCACCCCCUACAAAAAGUUACAAGCCAAUGGUACCAGCAGCAUUUAUUUCCAAUAUACCACGUUCACUUUCACAAGAAUCCUUAAGAGCAACACUCGAAAGAGAAUUUGGAAAAGUGUUGGGAUUAACAGUUUGGGAAUACCACGCCCGACAGCCCUUACAAUUUCAAGAUGAAGAUGAUUGUUUAUGUCAUAUUACACCUACAAUUCAUAAUGCAUCGAGUAAUGUCAAUAAGAAAAUGGUAGUUUCUUUAAAACAAUUAUUUGGACCACAAAGUAAUCAAAUUAUUAAAAUUAAUAACAUUCCAACGUGUGGUCUUGGCGUUCGUCGAGGAGAAAAGGGGGUGAUGGCUUUUAAGAUUUGCUUUUGUGUGGAGGAACAUUGA
Molecule: messenger RNA, 672 nt
Organism: Dentiscutata heterogama
Lineage: Eukaryota; Fungi; Glomeromycota; Glomeromycetes; Diversisporales; Gigasporaceae
Source: the annotation of a GenBank genome assembly